AUGAUAUAAUCUAAUGGAGAAUUUGAUUUUACAAACUAAGCUAUAUUGAAACUAAUUAAGAAUGAAAAAGAAAAUAAAUAAGAGGAUAUUUGUAUUGCUAUUGCUAUUGACUAUAAAUAAUAAAUUAUGGCUUCAGGUUGUAAAAAUAUAAUAAAGUUAUGGAAUUUUUAAAUUGGAUAAAUAUCAUAAAUCACAUAAUUAGAAGGGCAUAAGGAUUUAAUAACUUGUUUAAUUUUUAGUAAAAAGAGUAGAAGUCUCAUUUCAGCUUCUUAAGAUUGUCAAAUUAGAUUAUGGAAAUAAAAUAUAAAUGAAUCAUGGUCUAGUUCACAAUCAUCUUAAGAACAUUUAGGUUGUAUUAAUUGCAUAAUUAUGAAUUAUUCUGAAGAACUUCUUUUUACAGGGAGUUCUGAUUUGUCAAUUAAAGUAUGGAAAAUUAAUAUUGAUUUGAAUGAAUUGAAAUUGUUAUAUCAGCUAAAUAAACAUACAAAAAAUAUAAUUGGACUAACUUUAACUCCAAAUGAAAAUGUAUUAGCUUCUUCUGGAUUAGAUAAUUAAAUAAUUAUUUGGUGUAAAUCUUAACAAGGUAAGUAUGAUUUUAAUUAUGUAAUUAAAUAAUCUGUUAUAGAAUCUGGUUGUAGAUUAAGUUUUAUAAAUGAUAACAAAUUAAUAUGGGUAUCAAGAAGCAAUGAAGUAAUGCAUAUUUUUCAGGCUUAAGAUGGAAUUUUUAGAGAAAACACUAAGCAAAAAUUAAACCUUAAUUGUAGUCCAAUGUGUCAUGAAUAAUUUAACUUUCCUAUUUAUUAUAAUUAAGAAUCCAAAAUUAUUGCUCUCAAAAAUAAAUUUCAUUUCUACAUUAUAAAAGAAUAGCUUGAUGGUCAUUUUUAAAUCUUAUAGUCUAUUGAAUUACUAUCCACAACUACUUAUGGUACUGUAACUAAUGAUGGAAGAUUUAUUGUAUUAUGGAAUAAUGUAUCUAAAUCUUAUUAAAUUUAUGAAUUAACAAUGAAAUGA
Molecule: messenger RNA, 1011 nt
Organism: Paramecium pentaurelia
Lineage: Eukaryota; Ciliophora; Oligohymenophorea; Peniculida; Parameciidae
Source: the annotation of a GenBank genome assembly